Molecule: messenger RNA, 309 nt
Organism: Caenorhabditis bovis
Lineage: Eukaryota; Metazoa; Nematoda; Chromadorea; Rhabditida; Rhabditidae
Source: the annotation of a GenBank genome assembly
AUGCAAUCACUGGUAGUUGUCAUAUUUGCGGCUACUGCUCUUGCCCAAUUCUCGGUUGCCUACGAUGUCAACGAGUACGACCAGCCGAUGAACAGGAACGCGGAGGCUGAUAUUUAUUGUUUGCAGCCGGACGAUGGGUUCUCAAAGCGUGCAACUCAGGAUCACAAGCUCGCCGCUAUUCCUCGUAGCGGACUUAUGAUCUCCGGCCGCGGAUGGAUGCCGGGAUUCUUUGAUUCGCAGCCGCAACUAUACAAAAGGAGCUCUCCAGUCAAUGAUCGCAUCGCUUUCCGGCCGCUGCCAAUCGUUUGA